Mollisia scopiformis is the source of this 2728-nucleotide messenger RNA. RefSeq names its product RabGAP/TBC. NCBI's taxonomy places the organism in Eukaryota, Fungi, Ascomycota, Leotiomycetes, Helotiales, Mollisiaceae. The transcript is spliced from 4 exons. Bases 190 to 2613 code for a protein of 807 amino acids. The record is from RefSeq and is a predicted model, not a curated record.
CCGACGCGUUCGGUAUCCAAUCUUUGCUGCGCAGAGAGUUUGAUACCGAGUCGAUCCACAGAGACAUUCCUUGGAGGCAAACACGCGCCUUACCACACACAUAAUUUAAGAGGGGCCGACGCGAAUAGCAUAGCGUACCACGUUCCACUACCUUAAUUUGCAAGCAUCUCCUUUCGUCGACGAUGAGCCAUGAAUUCUCCUUCCAUGACAACUAUCUCUUCGAGAGAUAAGGAGAGAGACUCACAAGGCGAACUGCAGCCCGAUUCUCUGACAAGCAGCUUCAGUAGUCGGCGCAUCAGAAAGGGUGGAUUCGCAUACGAUGUUCCAACUUUGACAUCGUCUGCUACCAGAAAUGAGAACGGAAUCGAAGCGCUGAGUUAUGAAGAUACAACUGCCGGCAAACCUCCCAUUCCUGUCAUCAAGGCCCCUCCACGACUUCCUCCUACCGAGACACAUCCUGCGCUGAGGAGAACCAGUCUGUCUGCUGAAGAAGAGAAGAAGCGCGACAGUGGUCUUACGACUACCACCAGAUCAGAUCCUAGAUCAAAUAGUCUUGCUGGAAGCACACUGCAAGACAAGGAGCGGGAAUUGGGCAUCGUAAUCGACUUCGACGCGAACAGUGCGCUUGCGAACACUGUGAGCCUUGCGCCCCCUAUGUCUGCAGGCGACGAAGGUUUGAGAAAGAGCGAGACGAAAUCUUCUGGUAUAGGCUCGCGAUGGAGAAAAUCUAGCAACAAGAAGAGAAAGAGUGAGGCGGAGGACUUCACCCCGCUCAGCACGCAGAUUCCCACGCAUAGCUUGAUAGAUGACGAGACUUUGGAGAGUAUACAGUUCUCAAAGCGAGGAAGUCUGAUGUUGCUGGGAGAUAGGGUCAGAUUUGGGCAUGCGCGACCAUAUGCGACUCGCAGACAACCAAGUUUCUCGAUGCUCACCUCGCCCGCCAUGAAGAUCCUUCCGGAAGACGUAGAAAAGGAGUCGCAGAAGGUGCGCUCCAUGUACGAGCAGGGCAAUAAUGUGGCGUGGGAGGACGGCCAAUAUUCCUCUCUCGCCCAAAAUAUGGCAGGUUUGACGACUGAACCCGGAAAGUUUGGCUUUCUUGCUCCUCCUCCUGGUAUCCCAUUCAACAGACCUGGUAGCACCUUAUCCGUUCGAAACGAACAUGAGCUGGCAGGUGGUAUUGAAGACUGGGAGGAUAUUGAUGGCAACGAAGUUGAUCGAUACGGCUUCAUUGACACGUCACAAAGAAGCUCCAGACCAGGAACACCCGAGCCAAGAAUCCAACGUGUGUCCACGAUGUUGCAACUUGCGUCGAACGCUCCAAGAGUGAAGAGAAAGUGGGGUCGGGCAACGACAUCAUCAGCCGCAUCACAAGGAAGUUCGCAAAAGAAGACGCCAAGCCGCAAGGUUUCCGCCAGAUCUGUUACAUCCCAGGGCUCUGACUCUUCUCAAAGAAGCGCUGGUGGUCGCAUCAAAGCUGCCUCCAAGCGCCUUCCUGGCAACAAAGACUGGAAGUUGAUUCAAACUGCAGGUGACAUGCUCACUCUUCCUCCGGGAUUAGCAGACAUCGCCGAAGAUGAAGAAGGUGGUCGCGCAGCCAAUGCCCAGAAACUCAAGGAGAUUGAGCGAGGAGAGAAAUGGAGAAAGAUGGCCAAGGUCGUCAAGUAUGGCGCAGCCGGUCAAGGCAUGCAAUUCGAGUUUGAUCCCAAGAAUCCCAAGGUCAUCGAACGUACUUGGAAGGGCAUCCCAGACAGAUGGCGCUCUGCUGUAUGGUAUUCGUUCCUAGCUACUUCAGCCGCAAAACGACAGGAUACGAUACCAGAUCAGCACCUUAUUAAUGCGUUCCAUCGCUUCCAGGUUGAGAGCUCUAGAGAGGAUGUUCAGAUCGACGUCGAUGUUCCAAGAACUAUUAACGCUCACAUCAUGUUUAGAAAACGCUACACGGGUGGUCAACGACUUCUAUUCCGCGUCUUGCAUGCAUUCUCACUCCAAUUCCCCGAGCCGGGCUAUGUUCAGGGUAUGGCUGCGCUGGCUGCUACUCUGUUGUGCUACUAUGACGAAGAAAUGGCCUUCAUCAUGAUGGUUAGAAUCUGGACUCUCCGUGGUAUGGACAAAGUCUACUCCGAUGACUUCCGUGGAUUGCGUGCAGCUCUCGACGAGUUCGAAAAGGACUGGCAAAGCAACAGCGGUAGUGGAAUCGCCAAGAAGCUCGCCGAUCUCGGCAUCAACCCAACUGACUGGGGCGUCCGCUGGUACCUAACCAUCUUCAACUACUCGAUCCCCUUCGCAGCCCAACUCCGCAUCUGGGACGUCUUCAUGCUGCUCGGAGAAAUCGAUCCUACCCAACCGUACACCGAACACCGCCCCUUCCAAGGCAGUAUCGAUAUCCUGCACGCUACGAGCGCUGCCCUGAUGGACGCUGUGAGAGAGAUCUUGAUGGACGAGGAAAGCGACUUCGAGACCGCUAUGAAGGUCAUCAUGAGCUGGAUUCCCAUCAAGGACGAAGAACUCUUGAUGAAGGUCGUUAGAGCCGAGUAUAAGCUGCACAAGAAGAGUGAUUGGACUCCUGCUCCUCCUGCUCUUGCUGAGACGGCUACAUUGCCUGCUAUGCUUUGAUUGAUUGAUUGCGCUACAACGACGAUGGCUUGGGCGGUUUACUUUUUCUGCCUUUUUUUUGCGUGGAAUAUGUUGCUUUGUUUUGUCUGGUUUAGGAGAGCUUUAUACCCCCGUG